Messenger RNA from Emiliania huxleyi CCMP1516, 654 nucleotides. RefSeq lists its product as hypothetical. Bases 1 to 654 code for a protein of 217 amino acids. The record is from RefSeq and is a predicted model, not a curated record. Lineage: Eukaryota; Haptophyta; Isochrysidales; Noelaerhabdaceae. The transcript is spliced from 3 exons.
AUGGUGCAGAGCCGCGUUGCAUUUGGCAGUUCGCGAGAAAGGCCGACACAACUCUCGCGAAAGGCGGCGGCCCGUACGACGCGGAGAAAUUCUUCAUCGAUUCCAUUCUUCCUUCCAAAAAGAAACGACACGGACUGGGUAACGCUGGCCGAUGGCAUGGCCGUUGCCGACGACACUCUCUGGCGGUGGGCGGGCGGCGUGGAGGGCGGGCUUGUCAACCAGCGGACUGGCGGGCACAUCAACUACCGAGGCGAGGGCCUCGUGCGCGGCCACGGCGACAAGCCGCCGUUCCGUGCGGCCGCAGCGGGGCGUGGCACCCGGCUGCACCGCGUGCCAAUCCGCGCUGACGCCCACCGCCAGGACGCUCCGCCGUGCGAGCGGCCGCCGGCGACGUUUGCGCUGCGCUUUCACUGGUACGCGCGGCUGCGGCCGUGGGAGCACUUUGUGCCCGUGGCGGAGAACCUCGCCGACCUGCCCGCCCGCGUGCGCUGGGCCUCGGACCACCCGGAGGAGGCGGCCGCCAUCGGCGCGCGGGGGCGCGCGCUCGCCGAGUCGCUGCACGAGCUCGAGCUCGCUUGCUACUGGUGGCAGCUCCUCACGGCCUUCGCGCCGCUUCAGUCGCACCUCCCUCGCCGGCUGGCGGCGAGAGCGUGA